This is a messenger RNA of Heterotrigona itama, 2923 nucleotides long. Lineage: Eukaryota; Metazoa; Arthropoda; Insecta; Hymenoptera; Apidae. The record is from the annotation of a GenBank genome assembly.
AAUAAGAUCGGUUUGACUUCAACACAGUGGGAGAAUGCUCUUCUAUUGUUAGAAUUAACCGUACGAUUCGUGUUUCAGAUACAUUUGCGACCAAAGACGAAGGCUGAGUCUGUUGUUGUUUCAAUGUUUUGUACGUUUGUUUGUGUUAUAGCCGUGCGAGCGGACCGAAUGAGAGGCGGUAGGAACAAAUUCGGACCUAUGUACAAAAGAGACCGAGCGCGAAAACUGCAAAUGAUGAGACAACGGCAGCUGGCACUGCAAACGAUACGCGGCAGCCUCGGUGACCCAUCGAACUAUCCUUCCGCUGUAACGCCUUUCCUGCAUAUUAAACAGGAAAUACAAAUACCUCAGGUCUCGAGUCUAACGUCUUCUCCAGAUUCGAGUCCAUCCCCCGCAGCCGUGGCCGCUGGUCUGGUCACGACACAAGCUGGCAGCGGAGCUGGUCAGCAUCAACUGAUCGCACCGUCCUCCCAGCCAAACAUUUCUGGCGGUAAUCACCUGCACAACCUCAACCCUGGCCUGGAUAGUAAGCUAUGGGCUGCCAAUUCCACUACCCCUAGCCCGAAGGCCUUCAACUUCGGCGAACAGUCCACGCAACCUCACGGAGGAGCCGCUGGUUCCGCACCCUCUACCGCCACGUUGAAAACUAGUCCGAUGAUAAGAGACUUCGUUCAAACGGUCGACGAUCGCGAGUGGCAGGCAUCGCUUUUUGGACUGUUGCAAAAUCAAACGUACAAUCAGUGUGAAGUGGACUUGUUCGAAUUAAUGUGCAAAGUGCUCGAUCAGAAUCUGUUCUCGCAGGUGGACUGGGCAAGAAAUUCGGUAUUCUUCAAAGAUCUCAAGGUUGAUGACCAAAUGAAGUUGCUACAGCACUCCUGGUCGGAUAUGUUGGUGCUUGACCAUCUUCAUCAAAGGUUACACAAUAAUCUACCUGAUGAGACUACACUUCAUAAUGGCCAAAAGUUCGAUCUCCUUUGCCUCGGCCUACUUGGAGUUCCUUCCUUGGCAGACCUAUUCAAUGAUUUGUCGUCCAAACUUCAGGAACUUAAAUUUGAUCUUUCAGAUUAUAUAUGCAUGAAAUUCUUGAUGCUGCUCAAUCAUGAAGUUCGUGGAUUAGUUAAUAAAAAACAUGUUCAAGAAGGUCAUGAACAAGUCCAACAAGCUCUUUUGGAUUACACAUUGACAUGUUAUCCUUCUAUACCGGAUAAAUUUAACAAGCUGCUAGCAGUAUUACCAGGAAUCCAUGUAGUAGCGAGCAGGGGCGAAGAUCACCUUUAUCAGAAGCAUUGUAGCGGUGGAGCACCAACUCAAACCCUUUUAAUGGAAAUGCUUCAUGCUAAGAGAAAAUGAAACGAUACAUUCGUUUGGCACUUUUGCCAUGAGUUAGUCUAUUGCUGUAUGUCAAAAAUCAAGAUAGAGCCCCUUAUUGUCAGAGUGGACCUCAAGUACCUAUUAAGAACUAAUACUGCACAGGUAUUGGACCAAGUUAAGGGGCUCUGGUUCAAAAAAUACCUAUGCAGACAAAUCAAGUAUAGACGUACAUACUUUACAUAUAUACAUAAUAUAUGUAUUAUAAAGUGUAUCUAAAUAUAUAAACAUAAUGAUAUAUUUUCUAUAUUUGAUGUUGAAGUUUUAGAGAUGUAUCCACGAAAAAAAUUAUUACCCAUGUUGGUGGGUAUAAGCGCAGGGAAACAGUAAGCAAGAUGCCUUGAAAACAGUACAAAGGGUGGUUAAAAAAAUAUUGGUCAAAGGGCAGGCACUUUUUGUCUAAAUAAGUAAAGCUAUUUUUCUAAUACUAGAAGCGAUUAUUUUUAAGCGAUUAUACCACUGAAGCCUUGCUCUCAUUUUAACAAAAAGAUAAUCCUAAUAAUAACGAACGAAAGAAAUUGUAUCGACUCUCCAGUCAAUCGUGCUUCUGCAAGGGAUUCAAUGGGCAUACUUGAACGACAGUAAAAUUUCAUGUGAUAUACUUAUAUAUACAUAUAUACAUAUAUGUCGCACGGCCACCUGGGCAUCCUUAGAACUUCCUAUGAAAAAUCUGCAUUUUGUCACACUUGCACACAGCAGGGCUACUAUAUUGUAAAUACUAGUUAACACAUUCCAAUUAUGUUGUAAAGUAUGAAUCAUGUUAAAUAUGUAAUUAUAAUAUUUUGUGUAUAGUUUAAUGAAAUAAAUAUAUUUCUGUUGCUUACUGAGAAAAAAAUCAUUAGCUACUUAAUGUCUUCACUAAUUUUAGAGUUUUAUUCAUGUAUUUCUCUUUAUUAUUUUUCAAAUAGGUGGCGGAAAAAAGAAUAACCACAAAUUGCGAUAUUUUAUUAUUGUAUAUUGUAUCAUAAUAAAGAUUCUGUUUAAGAAAUAAAAGAAUCAUUGGAGCAAGGUUUAUGUGGUCCUACAUUAUCUAGCGAUUAAUACUAAGUACAUAAGAUCAAUAUUGUCUUAUCGCAGUUGUUAAAUAGAUAAAUAUUUACUGAAUGUUAAGAUAGCGAUCGAACGUAGUAAUUUUUCACUAAUAGAUUAUUAUUGUUUAGUCAAUAGUCAGAAACUUUUCAGUGCUGUGAAGGUUGUCUUUUCGACGCCUGUGGUAUCUAAGCCAUCGGUAAUUACACGUGCUAGAUUCGAGGCUCAAGUGUGACAACAAGAACAGAAAUCUUUGCUCGUACUGGUAGGCUGGUAGUACCACCCUUUGCAACUCCUACUGUUUAUAUCCUCUAUCAAAGAAGUACCUGGGAAAAAUGCUAUUUUACUACUUUCACUUUUCCACCGACUUCGAUAUAAGAUAUUAAAUAUAGAUUUAAACGAUUUGUUGAUGUAUGUAAAAAGAUAACUCGAUGCCACAUUAGAUUAAGAAUCGAGUGUUGAAUCAAAUCAGGAGGAGUAGCUGCGAGUAUUACUACCAUGAAAGAAUAUAUAUAUAUAUAUAUAU